CGUUCCUGCCCGGGUCAAGGCCUCCGGUUAGACGCGGUCUUCCCGGAACCCGAGGGUGCACCGCGAGCGUGCAGUCCCGGGCCGGAAAGAGGCGUCAGGGAGAAGGCAGCGGAGGCUGAGCAGCCCACCAGUGUCCCAAGCGCGUGCGCGGACCCUGGCACGCGCGCAGAAGGGACGGCGCGUGCGCGGGAGUCGGUGGGCAGAGGGGCGGGGCGACGCGGACGUGGGCUCGGCGAGCUUUGGGGCGCCGGCCCGGGGCCAGCCAGUGCGCCCAACUUUACUUCGCGCCGCCUCGCCCUACCUGCGGUGGCAGAAGAUGUGACUGGAGGGCUGCCGGCGGCCCGCGGACGAUGCUCGCGCUCCUGGGCGCGACGACCCUGAUGCUGGUCUCUGGGGCGCCGUGGGUGUUGCCCGCAGCCUCAGGGGGAACAAAUCUAAAAUCUCCUGAAAAUGGCAGGGUCUGCAUCAUUGAUGACAACUUUAUCCUGGAGUGGAACAGCAACAGUGAGUCUGUCAGGAAUGUGACUUUUUCAGCAGAGUAUAAAAUACCAGGGAUGGAUAAUUGGAAAAAAUUGCCUGGGUGUCAACAUAUUACUAGUACCGAAUGCAACUUUUCUUCAGUCAAGCUUAAAAAUGUUUAUGAAAAAAUUGAAUUGCGCAUAAGAGCAGAAAAAGGAAACAACACUUCUCAGUGGCAUGAGGUUAAGCCAUUUAUACCAUUUCAAAAAGCUCAGAUUGGCCCUCUAGAUGUACAUUUAGAAGCUGAAGAUAAGGCAAUAAUAAUAAACAUCUCUCCUCCUGGGACAAAAGAUAGUAUCAUGUGGGCUAUGGAUCAUUCCAGCUUUAUGUAUAGCUUAGUUAUCUGGAAAAACUCUUCAAGUCUAGAAGAAAGGACUGAAACUGUUUAUUCCAGAGAUAAAAUUUAUAAACUCUCACCAGAGACUACUUAUUGUUUGAAAGUUAAAGCAGAACUACGUUCACCAAGAAGAGUUGGUUUCUAUAGUCCAGUGUAUUGUAUAAACACCACAGAGAAACAUAAAGUGCCUGCACCAGAAAAUAUACAAAUCGAUGCUGAAAAUCAGGUCUAUGUUCUUAAAUGGGAUUACGCAUAUGAAAACACGACUUUUCGAGCUCAGUGGUCCCAUGAGUUUUUAAAAAGGAUUCCUGGGAGUCAUUCAGACAAAUGGAAACAAAUACCAAACUGUGAAGAUGUCAAAACUACCCACUGUGUGAUUCCUCAAAAUGUUUUCCCAGAAGGAAUUCACCGUAUCCGUGUCCAAGCAUCUAAUGGAAAUAACACAUCUUUUUGGUCUGAAGAGAAAAUAUUUAAUACUCAAAUGAAAACUAUAAUAUUUCCUCCAGUCAUUAGCAUGAAAUCCGUUAAUGAUGACUCACUGCACGUCUCUAUCGGUGCUCCAAAAGAGUCUGAAAACAAGUCUGUGAACCAGCUUUACCCUCUAAUUUAUGAAGUUAUUUUUCGGGAAAACACUUCAAAUGCUGAGAGAAAAGUUGUAGAGAAAAGAACUGAUUUUACCUUUCCUAACUUGAAACCGCUGACUGUAUACUGCGUGAAAGCCAGAGCACUCACUGAGAAUGACAAGUGGAAUAAAAGCAGUGUUUUUAGUGAUACUGUGUGUGAGAAAACAAAACCAGGAAAUACUUCCAAAACCUGGCUUAUAGCUGGAAUUUUCACUGCAUUAUUUUCUAUCAUUGUUGUCAUUUACGUUGUGAAAGUCCUCUUGAGAUGUAUCAAUUAUGUGUUCUUUCCAUCAAGUAAACCUCCUUCCACUGUAGAUGAGUAUUUCUCUGAACAGCCAGUAAGGAAUCUACUCCUUUCCACUUCUGAGGAACGAACGGAAAGAUGUUCUAUAAUUGAAAAUGCAAACACUUUUACUGUAAUAGAAGAGACUAAUCCAAUUGAUGAAGAUCACAAAAAGUACAAUUCCCAAACUAGUCAAGAUUCAGGAAACUAUUCUAAUGAAGACGAAAACAGUGGAAGUAAAAUAAGUGAAGAACUUCUGCAACAGGAAACUGUGUGACCAAGAAUGAACUCUAAAAUAUUAGGGAGUCUUGCGGGAGUUGCAGUGGGAGCCUGGGCUCCUUGGUCCUCUCAGUAACUAUCAAGAGAAUAUUUGCUUGUGGGGGAAGAAAGAUCAUCUUCAGAUCAUAGGUCCUAAAAACACAGGCAAGCACUUAACUAUUUGAAAGGAAUUUGGAGAAGAGUUUUCUACAUUCUUUUCCAUGUGUAAGGUCUUGAAAGACCUGUCAUUGGACCGCCCUGGAUGAGAGGAGUUAAAUCCAGAAGAUGCCCUCUGUCUUCCUGAUGAUCCCCUAAAGCCCCACCGUGCCGUCGUGUGGUAAGGGCGGCGCUUGUGUUCGCAUCAGCUGCUACCGUCGCUGUGCUGCCACUGCCGCUGCAUGUACCAUCUGUCCCUUCUCCGUCCCAGUAUUACAGUCCAUUAUUUUUCAGGAUGUAUUUAGAACAUUUGGUCUUUUCUUUGGACACGAAAGUAGGCCCCUUUGGAAAUGUCUUUAGAAAAGCCUGAAUACCACCAUCACUUGGUUUUCUGAAAAAGUCGCUUACUCUGGGAAACAGCUGCAGAUGCCAGAAACACGGUAUGGUCCUUACAGUUUUUUCAGGGGAAUUCUAUCCGUUUUACCAAUUACAUUGGCUUCUACAUCACAGUCACCUGUCCCUUCUGCGGUUUAGGACUAAAACCAGACAAUCUUUUGCUAUAUGUCCAUGAAGUCUUCCUGAUUCAGCACAUUGGAACAAUAGCCUCUGAUGACAGUGCAUAAUCACUAAAAUUACAGAGAAAUGGGAAACUAUCUGAGUAGAUAACUUACUAUUCUCUUUUAAGAUAUGGGAGUAUGUGACAUUAGUCACAGUGGAUGUAAGAAGUCUUGGGACCAAAAAAUGGUACUGAGAGAAGAGACAGAGUAAGAAGUAGAGUAAUUCCGUAGGAAAGAAGCAGGUGGCUUUAGCGAAAAAUAAGGAUAAUGCGUGUAAUCAGCUGUUGAUUACUAACAUCCUGCGGGUGGCUUGUUUUUGCGGCUUGUCUGUAUCCUUUCUAACGCCAGGCCAGCUUCUUUACGCCGUCCGGAAGUAUUAGGCACCCCUUCUGCUCAGCCUACAUGCGCUCAGGAAAAUGCAGCUUAUUUAGUAUCAAGGUGUGGGAGGAAAUGUACCUGGGAAGAAAAACCUAAUUUUUAAAAUAUGUAAUGCCUUUCAAAGGCAUCUGUAGCUUAUUUUUAAAUGAUUCGCUAUUUGGGAUUAUUCAUGGAGAGCCUGCGGAGGAGGGAAGUGUAGGAAUUCUGGUGGCCUCUGAGGCCGGGUUCUCAGCUUCAGUCGCUGCGGAAGGACCAGUGAAAGGGAAGGGAGAUGGAGCUACCCAGAGCAUCACGGCAGGCCAGUCUUAUUUACACAGUGGUCCGCUGCGGUCUUCUGGGUGGAAGAAGAGGUUGAAAGCAGCUGCCCUGGGAAGGGCUGUGAUGCUCAGCACGUCCUCUGCAGAGCACACCGUGUGCUUCCCUGGACCUCGGUCCAGCUCCUAGGGGAGCGUACAGUAUGGGCCGGGGAUCCCCGCCGAAGCAGUUCUCUGCUGCGGAAUCCCUACAGGGACCCACACCCACCUUUGAUCCUGCUGACCGGAGGCCUUUGGUUCAAAGCAGAUCUGGGUUGGCCCUUCGCUUGUAAAGGCCCUGUCAGUGGGAAUUUGCCUCUGUAGCGAGGAAGUGAGGAACGUGCCAGGACCCUGUCAGCCCGGGCCUCCACGCUGUGUCAGUGCGACAGGCCUGGUCAGCACGCGGGCCCGGGAUUUACCACAGGAAGAAGGCUGCUUCAGAAUGCACAUCCCAAAAGGAAACAGCGCCUUCGUGGGAUGUGGAAGAGGGAAAACUCGGGCAUUAGGAUGAAAAGACACCACAGAAGUCGCCAGGUCCCUGGAUGUGGGAGUCUGUGUGUCUUUGGGGUUUAGGACCCCCUGUGGUUUUCAGCGAACAAGCAUCUGAGCAGCAGCGAACAAAAAACCCUCGAUUUUGCCUUGUCUUCUGACCUAAAAAUGCAAUUGCAUCCCAUUCUUCACUGUGGCCCACAUGUAGCUUAAUCAGGAUGUGCUUCCUUGUAAAGUGACAAGUAUUUUUUCUGAAGAAUAGUUUACUUGGAAAUACCAUAUACUUGGGAGCACCAAUAAACUGCCUCAGAACUACAAUAUUGAUAGUGCUUGGAGAAACUAGAUAUAACCUACGCAUUUACGUAAAAGGUUUGUAUCAUUACAGCCAGAAAUAAUGUAUUAAUACGUAAUAUAGAUUAACAUAUACGUAAGUGGUGACAUGCGUCUGUAAACAUACAUACAUACUUAUACCUACACGUGCACAUGCAUGAUGUGGGCCAUACUCCAGUAGUACAGCCAUAAAGACUUAGCAUAGCUUCUAGUUAGAAAAGUAUAAAUGCUGCUUGAGAACUAUGAACUAAAGAGUCUGACCAGAAAUUUGCAACCUAUAAAAAAGUUAUUUCAAAAAUAUAAUUUAGAGUUUGUAUCUUUUCCCCAAGCUGUGACCUUCAAAGCAGCCUCUGAUUGCUCCUAAGAAUUUGGAGAGUGUACAGAAACUUUUCCUACCUGCCCGCUCCCCCCGUAACCCUUUGACUACCUGACAUGUUUGUUUCGUGGUGUCUGUCUGCCCCCCAGGGGACCGGAAGCUCUGUGAGAGCAGGAAUUUACUUUGACUUAAUUACUGUAUCCCCAGCACCUACCACAGUGCGGUGCCUCACACGUAAAAAGUGCGCAGGAAAUAAUUGUCAAAUGAUUGAAAUCUAAAAUUUGAACCAAAUGGGUGUUUCUGACACUGUUUGGGUGUCUUGUUGAGUUGUGGAAGGACACAACCAUGUUUCCAGUGUUUCUAUGCAGUGAGCUUUGUAUCUUAUUUCAUUUGUACUUUGUCUUAACCCCCAUUGCUGUUUUUUAAGCAGUUUGUUAAACAGUUUUCUGUAAUAAGCACUGAGGCCAAAAGUCUUGGGCUUUAUGGUGGUUCUGCUUGAACUGAUUAAACAUGCAUCACAGGAGUGGCAACUGCUGUCUUCAUGAGGUAUUCACAACCGAGGGGGCUGGUGCCUGUACCCGGUGUGCGCGUGCCCGGCGUUGUUAUCCUGAAGGGGCCCCACUGCCGUCACCGCCCCACGGAGCUCCUGGACAGGGAGCUCUCUUGCUUGCCCUUUGCUUUUUCACAGCCUCAACUUUAGAGUUGGCCGGAGCACAGCCUUGACCCAGUGAGUCUGCAGUGCGGUGCAGACUCCGCUCCGUCAAACUACAUUGCUUGCUUUUACCAACAUUUCUUCUCAGGAUAAGCUCUUUAAGGAGACUGCCUAGUCCCACGUGUAAAUUGAUCUACCUUCUAGACACGUUUGAAUCUGAAGUUAAACGCCACUGACAUUCAGGCUGGGAACUCUUCGUGUGUUUUUAGUAAGCUUCCGCGAAUUUUUUUUCAAACUGUACAGGGAAGUAAAUAUUAGUAAAUUCAUCUCUGAUGCCUGGGAAACUCCCUGUUACUUAACAGUAAUGACAAAUACCAGUAACAUCCAGUUUUUUCACCUGAGUGAAAAAAAGGCAAGAAGAGAGAAUUUGAUACGUCUUUCAUGCAAAGGAUAUACCUUCCCUUCCCACCUUCUGUCCCCACUAGAACUCAUGUUCUAGCAGAAGAUAUCUUCUGGGUGAAGAAGUAGUAAUUGAUGCAGACCAAGAAAAGAGAAAGUGGGCAGAGCCGAUAUGCUGGCUUAGAGAAAGGUCUUGGGAAGAGGGAAGAAAUGGAAAAAUUCUCUCAGGAGCAGGUUUAAACAUUUCUCCUCACAGUGACUCUGGCCACUCCUGGUCCUCCGUCCCCAAAGUUCCUGGAUCCAUCAGAGAGAAGGAGCUGAGGGGAAAGGGAAUGACUGAAGAAGAAGAAAAACAUUUUCCUAUCUCUCCAGUAGAAAGAUGGUCCAUUUUUUCCAAAAGACUGGAAUUAGUCCUUAACUGCAUAACAGAUAGCAGAGUGCCUUUUGUGUACUAUUGUCUGUUCCCGGAUUUUAUAAGGCUUUAAUACCCUGGAAUUUAACUUUUAAAAAGAGAUAGAAGGGCUACCCUGGUGGCGCAGUGGUUGAGAAUCUGCCUGCCAAUGCAGGGGACACGGGUUCGAGCCCUGGUCUGGGAAGAUCCCACAUGCCGCGGAGCAACUAAGCCCGUGAGCCACAAUUACUGAGCCUGCGCUCUAGAGCCUGUGCCGUGCAACAAGAGAGGCCGCGAUAGUGAAAGGCCCACACACCGCGAUGAAGAGUGGCCCCCGCUUGCCACAACUAGAGAAAGCCCUCGCACAGAAACGAAGACCCAACACAGCCAAAAAUUAAUUAAUUAAUUAAUUUUUAAAAAAAAGAGAGAGAUGGAGAAUUCCCUGGCGGUCCAGUGGUUAGGACUUGGCUCUUUCACUGCAGUGGCCAGGGUUCGAAGCCUGGUCGGAGAACCAAGAUCCCGCAAGCCGAACAGCAAGGCUGGGAAAAAAAAAAAAUGAUGAUUGGGUUUCCCUGGUGGCCCAGGUGGUUAAGAAUCCGCCUGCCAAUGCAGGGGACACGGGUUUGAGCCCUGGUCCGGGAAGAUCCCACAUGCCACGGAGCAACUAAGCCUGUGCGCUACUACUGAGCCUGCGCUCUAGAGCCCACAAGCCACAACUACUGAGCCCAUGCGCCACAACUAGUGAAGCCCACGUGCCUAGAGCCCGUGCUGCACAACAAGAGAAGCCACUGCAAUGAGAAGCCCAGGCACCGCAACAAAGAGUAGCCCCCACUAGCUGCAACCAGAGAAAGUCAGCACGCAGCAACGAAGACCAAAUGCAGCCUAAAUAAAUAAUGUUUAAGAGAGUCAACAUUGCAAGCAUUGCAAGCCAGAAAAAUGAAUGCCAAUCUAAUUCCAUCCCAAGGAGAAGGCUAUGAGGGAGGCAGCUCCGUGGGGUGGGGACCUUCUGAAGAAUCUGGCCAGCUACCAACUUCCCCUCGCUUCUCAGCUGGCUCUGUUCACAUGUUCUUUCAUAUCACAGUUACUUGCAUGCUUGUCUUUCCUGCCAGACUGUGAGCAACUUGAGGUGAAGGGCUAUAUUCAUUUGUCUUCGAUUCCUCAGGCCAAAUGGUGCCCAACAUACGUGAGUAGUUGCUCAGAAAAGGGAUCUGUUGAAUUGAAAUGGAUUCACUGUUUCAUUUAGAGUUAUUUCUUUCAGAUCACUCUCCAAGAGUAGGAUUAGUUGGUCAAAAAGCCAGAAUAGAGCUUCCCUGGUGGUCCAGUGGUUAAGACUCCACCCUACCUAAGCUGGGACGAAGUGAGAGAGUGGCAUGGACAUAUACACACUACCAAACGUAAAAUAGCUAGUGGGAAGCAGCCGCAUAGCACAGGGAGAUCAGCUCGGUGCUUUCUGACCGCCUAG
Molecule: messenger RNA, 7443 nt
Organism: Eubalaena glacialis (North Atlantic right whale)
Lineage: Eukaryota; Metazoa; Chordata; Mammalia; Artiodactyla; Balaenidae
Gene: IFNAR1
Product: interferon alpha and beta receptor subunit 1
Exons: 11
Coding region: 351-2039 (562 amino acids)
Biological process (GO): cytokine-mediated signaling pathway
Molecular function (GO): interferon receptor activity; protein binding
Source: RefSeq, a predicted model, not a curated record